Vigna umbellata (rice bean) is the source of this 1996-nucleotide messenger RNA. Its product is annotated as silicon efflux transporter LSI2-like. Gene Ontology annotation, biological process: transmembrane transport. The record is from RefSeq and is a predicted model, not a curated record. Gene Ontology annotation, cellular component: membrane. Lineage: Eukaryota; Viridiplantae; Streptophyta; Magnoliopsida; Fabales; Fabaceae.
AGUAGUAGAUUAAUAUGAAAUGGUGUCUAAGGAUGGAUUUCAUGAAAUUUUACUAAGUUACUGACCAACUGUUUUUCCAUGUCAGAAAUUCAACCAAACAAAAUUCUGUUGUGUUGGUCUAAAGGUGAAGUUCUUGAGAAUUCUUUGAAAUUUUGAGGACUGUUGCUUGUUCAAUCACAAUAAUGGCACUAGCUGCUACUUCAAAAGUUGUUCUUGGAUCAGUAGCCUUUUUAAUCUUCUGGGUACUAGCAGUUUUCCCAGCUGUGCCUUUCUUACCCAUUGGGAGAACUGCAGGGUCUUUGUUGGGUGCAAUGCUUAUGGUCAUAUUCAAAGUUCUUAGUCCAGAUGAAGCAUAUGGUGCAAUUGAUCUUCCAAUUCUUGGUCUUCUUUUUGGGACAAUGCUUGUUACUAUUUUUCUUGAAAGAGCAAACAUGUUCAAGUACUUGGGGAAAUUGCUCUCUUGGAAAAGUAGAGGACCAAAGGACUUACUCUGCAGAAUCUGUUUGAUUUCUGCUAUAUCAAGUGCUUUCUUCACAAAUGACACCUCUUGCAUUGUGCUAACUGAAUUUGUGCUGAAAAUUGCAAGGCAGCAUGACCUCCCACCCUACCCUUUUCUUCUUGCACUUGCUUCAAGUGCUAAUAUUGGAUCUUCAGCAACCCCUAUAGGGAACCCCCAAAAUCUGGUUAUAGCAAUUCAGGGUAAAAUAUCAUUUGGGAAGUUUCUGAUGGGUAUUUUUCCAGCUAUGAUUGUAGGAGUUGUAGUGAAUAUUCUUUUUCUCAUAGCCAUGUAUUGGAAGGUACUAUGUAGUCCUAAGGAUGAAGAGAAUCCAAUUUCAGAAGUUGUAGUAGAAGAGGAAGCUGUUUCCCAUCAGUUUUCUCCAGCCAGAAUGUCUCAUUUGACACCUUUGAAUCCUCAAGAAUGCAAUGGAAGUGUAGAACUUGGUAAUACUGUUCAAAACUCUUCUCAUGCAUUGGUUUCUUCUCAAGUUCAUGUUAUUAAAGACCAAUCAGCAACAAGUGAAAGUGAAGUUCAGAUGGUUCAUAGUGGCACAAAGGAGGAAACCAAUCCUUCAAAAAAUGUUGCAAUAGUAGUAGAUAAACCUGUUGUGGCACAUGUUGUGCAAUCUUCAGAAGGAAAGGACUAUAUGAAUGUAAAAUGGAAAAGGGUACUGUGGAAAUCUUGUGUUUAUGCAAUCACAUUGGUAAUGCUGAUUGCAAUGCUUAUUGGUUUGAAUAUGGCAUGGACUGCAAUUGCAGCAGCAAUAACUUUGGUGGUUCUUGAUUUCAAAGAUGCAGGGCCAAGCUUAGACAAGGUAUCAUAUUCACUUUUGAUAUUCUUCUGUGGAAUGUUUAUCACAAUAGAAGGGUUUAAGAAAACUGAUAUUCCAAGUGCUAUGUGGGAUGCAAUGGAGCCCUAUUCUCGUAUAGAUCAUGUUAGUGGAACAGCUAUUCUUGCUGUAGUUAUACUUGUCCUGUCAAAUUUGGCUUCCAAUGUUCCAACUGUUCUAUUGCUUGGAGCAAGAGUUGCAGCCUCAGCUGCUGCAAUUUCGAAAGCAGAUGAACAGAAGGCAUGGCUAAUCUUAGCUUGGGUGAGCACCAUAGCAGGGAACUUUUCAUUGUUAGGAUCAGCUGCUAACUUGAUAGUGUGUGAGCAAGCUCGUCGUUCUCCAAACCAUGGAUACACUCUAACCUUUUGGACUCAUCUCAAAUUUGGACUUCCUUCUACUCUUAUAGUCACUGCAAUAGGGUUGACACUCAUAAGAUAGAUGAAAAGAAUUUUCUAAUCUUCAAACAACAUUGUUGUAGAAGAAGUUUACACAAGUAAAGUCAGUUCACUGUAGUAUAUUUUAAGGUUGUCACAAAAAUAUAUAGAUAGAUGAACAAGCAAUUAAUUUUCUCUGUUUCUGUUGUUAAUGUCGUCAAAGUAACUGUAAUGUCUUUGGUGAAAGUUUGUAACCAAUGCUUUGGAAUUUCAUGUUGUAAUAAAUGUUAGUUU